Trichoderma aggressivum f. europaeum is the source of this 2274-nucleotide messenger RNA. Its product is annotated as transcriptional regulator family: Fungal Specific TF. Lineage: Eukaryota; Fungi; Ascomycota; Sordariomycetes; Hypocreales; Hypocreaceae. Bases 1 to 2274 code for a protein of 757 amino acids. The transcript has a single exon. Gene Ontology annotation, biological process: DNA-templated transcription; regulation of DNA-templated transcription. The record is from RefSeq and is a predicted model, not a curated record. Gene Ontology annotation, molecular function: zinc ion binding; DNA binding; DNA-binding transcription factor activity, RNA polymerase II-specific.
AUGAGCUCGUCUACUCCCACAAGAAUCGAGCACCGGAAGCUCCGGAGAGGCACGACAAGCUGCUGGGAAUGCAAACGACGCAAGACCCGGUGCCAUUUUGAGCAGAGCAGCGCCAGCGUCUGCGUGUCUUGCAAGCGUCGCGGAUCAAAAUGCGUCCUUCAGCAUAUCGAGGAGCACGCCUUAGCCACACAAGCGGUGGAUCAGCUGAAUCAUCGUCCAAAUGCUGGAGAGCGGAUGGAACAUCUCGAGAGCAUGGUUGAUCGACUCGUACAUCAGUCAACCGCUCCCACUGCCUCGAAUCAGAACUCUUCCUACCACUUGAACCGAAACAACUCAGCACCGCAGGUUCAACGAUCGAAAAGUUCCUCCAACCCUCCACGCAAACUCCUCCCCAAGUUGGACAAGGCCCUAGCAAGGAGCUCUAAUUGCUCACCCGACAAUGGGUCCAAGUCGUUGAUUUCAUCGGCACAUCAAUCUUUACUCUCGCCAGACCCAACCAGUGGCUCGCCUCGAUGCAGUUCACUCACUCUCCUCCUGCAAUCCAUCCUCCCGUCUGUCAGCAUCACCACUCGGAUCAUGCACCACAACAAGGUUUUAAUGAUGUCUAUGCAUGUGUUUCGAGGCUUGUCCAGUGAUCCUUUCCGACUUGCUGCUCCCCCUCGCCAAAUAACCCGCCCAUCAUCUUCAACGCCAAAUCCCAAACCGAUUGACCUAGCUCGGAGCCUCUUUCAACUCGCCAUUUGCCUCCAGCAGUCGGAGCGCACGUCUGAAAUCUCCGAAUUGUGCCUUGAUCGCUCCAAUACUGACGUUGCAGGCCAAUAUUUCGAGGCUGCUUCCCGCUACGUCACCUCACAAGACGCCCUCGUCGUCUCUCCGGAAGGGAUAGAAACGCUGAUGCUCGAAGGUUUAUACCACGUUUCUACAGGUCAAACACGACUGGCAUGGCUCGUGUUCCGCCGAGCAUUGAGUAUUGCUCAGCUUAUGGGCCUGCACAUACCACAGGUACGACGACAAAACAAGCAGCGCGAAGCUACCAACGGCCAAACGCCGAUAUGCCUCAAGACCCUAUGGUUUCGGCUCAUAUUCAUGGAUCGUUAUAUGGCUCUGGUGCUCUGCCUUCCAAUGUCUAUUAAAGACGAUAGUUUUAUGCAAGACUCAGUGCCAACAGAACCUUAUGAGAAAAUGGAGCGCAUUCAGGCCGUGCUUACAAGUCGCAUAAUAUCUAGAAACGAAUUGAUGCGACACGGGCAACUGAGAGACGAGCUCUCCUAUAACCAUUACGAUGAGACCAAAGACAUCGAUUACGAGUUGAAGCGGGCGGCGCGGUCCUUGCCGGCAGAAUGGUGGGCUUUUCCACGGCUGAAGGAUGCGAAUACGAAUGCGGAACUAAAGGACAUGACUGUCAAGGUCGUUCUUCAAAUGCAUUAUUACAACCUUGUGCUGUUACUUCACCUACCGUAUGUCGUGCCGCGCAUCAGAGACUCUCUUAUCGACGAGGCAGCGCCUGAUUAUACAAAUUCCAAAAUCUCCGCCAUGUUUGCAAGCCGCGAACUACUCACCCGAUCCAUUGUUCCGGUCGGCCCCAAUCGCGUGACAUCUUCGAACCGCGGAAACUCUCUCAAAAUCAUUCUUUCUGCCCUGAAUCUUCUGCUGUCUCACUUGGACAGCCAUCGGCUGGGCCGCGAGAAUGCCCUUGAUCAUCAGCGCCCAGGGGAUUUGCUGCUAGUUGAGCGCGCCAUUAGCAGCUUGGAUACUGUGUUUCAAAAACAUGAUGAUGCCUUGUGUGCCUCUGCAGCACAAGCCUUGAAGAAACUAAGCGCCAUUGAAACGUCUGCAGCAGAUGGGUUGAGCUAUAGAGCAUGGAGUGAGCCCAGCGAGGUGAUGGAAAUGGAGUGCACUGUUCGAGAAGAAGCAGACAGCAUCGAAAUGGAGUUUCCAUAUAUGGGAAUCAUUCAUAUUCUGCGCCACGACUCUCCAGAAGGUGCAUCGAGAGAUGCUAUCGGAUCCCGCACAGCGGCAGAGACAGGCAAUUUGGAUGGCAGCGAUCUAACUUCGUCUUGGCCAUGGAGUGAUUCUCCAUUAUCUUUGUUGCCUGAGCUGGCCUCUACUGCCUCGAGUGUCGACGACACGCAUGACGCAUUUCACAGUAUGCUGUCCUCUGCUUAUGGCAUGCAGGAGACGUGGGGUCUUCAAAGCAGCAAUCUGAAGCGUAUAGAUGAAGUUCUAGAACCACAACAGUUUCUGCAGGACCUAGAUUUCACGGAUGGGGUUUGA